AUGAAUUGCAAGAGAAGGAUGCUGUUAUUGAUCUCCUGUGUUUUAUACUUCAUGUUGCUCGAGUAUCAUUUCAGGGACGAAGUAGAAGAACUGCGGCUCUCAGACUGGUUUAACCCUAGAAAACGCCCUGAUGUUGUAACGACCACAGGAUGGCUUGCUCCGGUCAUAUGGGAAGGCACUUUCAAUAGACAGGUCCUGGAAGAAUACUACGGAAGACAGAACCUCACCAGCUUGGCUGUCCUUGCUACUGGCAGGAUUGCAGAUCAGUACCUGGAGCUGUUCAUACAAUCGGCCAGUAAGCACUUCAUGACUGGCUACAGAGUUAUCUUUUAUAUCAUGGUGGAUGCCUUCCACAGGCUGCCUAACCUGGAGCCAGGUCCUCUGCAGACGAUCCAAGUACUCGACAUCAGAGGACACGAUGCAGAUGACCUUCACCUCAUGCUCAUGAAGAACUUAGCUGUGCACAUAGUAGGGCACAUUCAGGACGAAGUUGACUUUCUCUUCAGCAUGACUGCCAAUAGGGUCUUCCAGAAUGACUUUGGGGUGGAGACCCUGGGCACGUCCGUGGCUCAGCUCCAUGCCUGGUGGUACUUUAAAAACAUGGAGAACCUCCCUUACGAGAGGAGGCCCGGAUCCACGGCGUGCAUCCCUUUGGGACAGGGGGACUUCUACUAUGAUGGCACGGUCAUUGGUGGCACGCCCCUGGAGAUUUUAAAUUUCAUCAAAGAAUAUCUGGACGGGAUUAUUCGCGACAAGGAAAAUGGGCUGAACAGCACCUACGAAAGCCACCUGAACAAGUACUUUUUCAUCCACAAGCCCACCAAGCUGCUGUCUCCAGAGUACAGCUGGGACAUGGUGCUGUGGCCCCCAGCCCAGGUCUGGUUGGUCAAGGCAGCGCGAUGCUCCGAGAGGGCCUUCUGA
Molecule: messenger RNA, 921 nt
Organism: Neomonachus schauinslandi (Hawaiian monk seal)
Lineage: Eukaryota; Metazoa; Chordata; Mammalia; Carnivora; Phocidae
Gene: GLT6D1
Product: glycosyltransferase 6 domain containing 1
Biological process (GO): carbohydrate metabolic process
Cellular component (GO): membrane; Golgi apparatus; vesicle
Molecular function (GO): hexosyltransferase activity
Source: RefSeq, a predicted model, not a curated record